UGUUCUGUAUCGGUAAAUUUUCAGUUUCUGAAUCGAAAAGUUUUCAAUUUCUGUGUCGAAAACUUCGGAAAGACUCCCAGAAGUUCAAUUCGUAGCUCCGACUCCGAAUCACACCGUGUUCCACCAGACCGCCACCUACGGUAGUAGGUGGUUAGCCUGAUACCAAGUUUGACUUGGAGAUUCUUCCUAAUUUCAUCGAUUCACAAAGUUGUGGUUAGUGUUGCAAGGCCAGGAAUGGCGUCGGAUGUUGCUGAAUUCCUGUGGAACAAGUUCUUGAAGUCUCUAGCAGAGAUGGAGUCUGAAUUAGCAGGUACUAUUACCAUCCCUUUCUUCGACUCGAUAAAAGAUCUCAUGAAAUGCUUCAACGAAAUCAAAGGUGUUAUGAAUGAGAUAGAUAUCAUGCCGGAACCAUAUACCUACUCUAAAACUAUUGAUGUGCUCUACAAGCUCAACGAUGCAUUGGCGGAGUGCCGAGUGUUCACACUUGAGUGCAAGGAACUUAAUAAGAAUGUGUUAAGCUUCUAUGUUCCAAGAAUUAGAUUUGUUGGAAGGAUGAAGACUAAGGUGAAGGAUAUAGGGGAGCUUCUGAAGCCGGAUCUGAAAAUGGGGGCGCCGCAAGAAGAAACUGGCAAAUCUCCGGAGAUAAUCGAACCUAAAGUUUUGUCAAAAGUUUUUGGAUUUGAUAAGGAAGCCAAGGAGAUUGAGAACCUUCUGGUGGGGGGUGCUAGUUCUAGCAGUACAAGAUUUACGGCAAUUGGGGUAGUGGGAAUUGCUGGUGCGGGUAAGACAACCCUGGUGCAGAAAGUUUUGGAGAGAGAGGGAGUGAAGGAGAGGUUUAGUACUAUACUUUGGUUGCCCUUUUAUGGUAUAAGUGAAGGAGAACAACAAUACAGUAAGCUCGGCUUUAAGACAUGUAUUCUUGACAAGGGGGGCAAAUCCCCUGAUGAGAAGAUUGUUGGCCUGGGGAAGCUCUUGGAAAGGCUGAAGCAACUGUUAUCGGGUAAAAGGUAUUUGAUUGUGUUGGAUGAUGUGUGUCAUCAGCACAUUAACAUUAUGGAACGCUUAGUCAGUGGAUUGCCUAAAGAAAGUGGUGGCGCUGUCAUUGUCACUAGCAGGUUGAAGGAAGUGGCUCAAAAGAUUGGGGAACAACGAUACCUGAUUCCUGUUCAGGCACAGGAAGAUAUUUGCUCGAAAAUAAUUGAGGAGACUAUACAGAGUGAUGAGGGAUUGCCAAUGACUAAGAAGGAAAUGAAGGAUCAAUGCCAUGGUCUACCAUUGGUUGCAGAAACACUCGCACAUUUUAUUCCUCAAAUGGUAUAGGGGUUAGUAUUAAUUUUACAUGCUACUUAAACUUUACCUGCUGAGUGCUUACCUUGGCACCCUAGUCUAUAUAUCCUGAUCUCUUCUCAAAUUGCUUCAAUAAUAUAUAACUUUGAGUUAAAUUUGUGA
Rosa chinensis is the source of this 1449-nucleotide messenger RNA. RefSeq names its product putative disease resistance protein RGA3. Gene Ontology annotation, biological process: defense response to other organism. The coding region runs from base 235 to 1320 and encodes 361 amino acids. Gene Ontology annotation, molecular function: ADP binding. The transcript is spliced from 2 exons. The record is from RefSeq and is a predicted model, not a curated record. Lineage: Eukaryota; Viridiplantae; Streptophyta; Magnoliopsida; Rosales; Rosaceae.